Pterocles gutturalis (yellow-throated sandgrouse) is the source of this 1334-nucleotide messenger RNA. RefSeq names its product acyl-CoA dehydrogenase, short/branched chain (gene ACADSB). NCBI's taxonomy places the organism in Eukaryota, Metazoa, Chordata, Aves, Pterocliformes, Pteroclidae. The transcript is spliced from 10 exons. The coding region runs from base 10 to 1254 and encodes 414 amino acids. Gene Ontology annotation, molecular function: acyl-CoA dehydrogenase activity; flavin adenine dinucleotide binding. Gene Ontology annotation, cellular component: mitochondrion. The record is from RefSeq and is a predicted model, not a curated record.
AAAAGAAAUAUGCCGGCAUACUUGGCUCCUUGGAGGGCUUCUCCAUGUGUCUUCAGAUCCUCCAAAUCGGAACUCAUGCCGAAUCUAGCCAGUGAUGGAGUUGUCUGUGCUCCGCUUCAGACAUUCACUGAAGAGGAGACAAUGCUGAAAGAUAUGGUGACAAAAUUUGCUCAAGAACGAGUUGCACCUUUGGUGCAAAAAAUGGAUGAGAAUUCGAAAAUGGAAGACUCUGUAAUACAGGGAUUGUUUGAACAAGGGCUGAUGAGUAUUGAGCUUGGGGAAGAAUAUGGAGGAACCGGAGCUUCGUUUUUUUCAGUCAUACUGGCAGUAGAAGAAUUGGCCAAAGUUGAUCCAGCUGUAGCUCUUCUAUGUGAACUCCAAAAUACACUAACAAAUAGGUUGUUUACCACAUAUGGAACAGAAGAACAAAAGAGAACUUACUUGCCCAGAGUGGCUAAAGAUACAGUAGGCAGUUUCUGCCUUUCGGAGGCUGGAUCUGGCAGUGAUGCUUUUUCUUUGAAGACUCGGGCUGAAAAGAAAGGAGACUACUAUAUUAUCAAUGGCUCAAAGAUGUGGAUUAGCUUCGCAGAACACGCAGGAGUUUUCUUUGUGAUGGCAAAUACAGAUCCAUCCUUAGGGUACAGGGGAAUUACGUGCUUCGUAGUAGAUGGCAACACAGAAGGACUACAUGUAGGGAAGAAAGAGGACAAGCUUGGAAUCAGAGCAUCUUCCACCUGCCCAGUAACAUUUGAUAAUGUUAAGGUUCCUGAGACCAAUAUCUUGGGACAGGUUGGACAAGGCUAUAAGUAUGCAAUUGGAAUGCUAAAUACCGGCAGAAUAGGUAUUGCUGCACAGAUGUUAGGUCUGGCACAGGGGUGUUUUGACCAUACAAUUCCGUAUACAAAGGAGAGAGUCCAGUUUGGGAAAAGCGUAUUCGAUUUCCAGGGGUUGCAACAUCAGAUUGCUCAGGUGGCCACGCAGUUGGAGGCCGCGAGGUUGCUCACCUACAAUGCAGCCCGUCUUGUGGAAACAGGGAGGCCGUUCAUCAAGGAGGCAAGCAUGGCCAAAUACUACGCUGCUGAGGUUGCAACACUGACAACUAGUAAAUGCAUUGAAUGGAUGGGUGGUGUUGGAUUCACAAAAAAUUAUCCAAUGGAAAAGUACUAUCGUGACUGCAAGAUAGGUACAAUAUAUGAAGGAACUUCAAAUAUCCAGUUGAGCACCAUUGCAAAAAGCUUAGCAAAGGAGUACUGAAACCAUAAGGACUUCCUGACUGUUAAUGGAAAUUAUUUCACUGGACACUCAUUGUGAAUUACAGAUUUAUUUGUAAUUAU